CCUCCCCCCUCCACACUUCUCAACCCUUUGCCCCGUCCGUCACACCUCCUUCGUGGCCCGCUCCAAUCUUCCAUGCACUGUGGUUCUGCUGUUUUGCGGUGAAAGAGGAAAUGUCUCAUAAAUAACUCCGCGCUUGUUAGACUUUUCUUCUCUUUUUUCCUCCCGCCCUCUUGUUUUCGUUGCAUGUACUCGUGUUUACGUGUGUAGAGAGGUGGGUGGCGGGGGUUGCUAUUCGAAAGAUGGCGCCCGUUGUUACGGGGAAGUUCGAUGAGCCAAACCCACCUCAGCAUCUAACAAGGGAAGCUAUGAGGAGUUAUCUGAAGGAAAAAGAAGAUCAGACGGUGCUCAUACUGCAUGCAAAAGUGGCGCAGAAAUCAUACGGAAAUGAAAAAAGGUUUUUCUGUCCUCCACCGUGUGUGUAUCUGAUGGGGGCUGGCUGGAAGAAAAAGUUGGAAAAAAUGGCAAACGACGGUUGCACGGAGCAGGAAGCGCAACCUUUUGCAUUUAUUGGGAUUGGCAACAGCGUUCUAGACAUGCAACAACUUCACCUAGAGGGAAAGCACUUCUGCAUGGCUAAGACUCUGUACAUCAGCGACUCCGACAAAAGGAAACACUUCAUGCUGUCGGUUAAGAUGCUGUAUGGAACCAGUUCAAACAUCGGCGUUUUCCUCAGUAAACGGAUCAAAGUCAUCUCCAAGCCCUCCAAGAAGAAACAGUCUUUAAAAAACACAGACUUGUGUAUAGCAUCUGGAACCAAGGUGGCCCUGUUUAACCGCCUACGCUCACAGACUGUAAGCACCAGAUACCUCCAUGUGGAAGGGGGGAACUUCUGUGCCAGCUCCCAGCAGUGGGGGGCGUUCUACAUACACCUCUUGGAGGACGAUGAGUCAGAAGGGGAGGAGUUUGCUGUGAGGGAUGGAUACAUUCACUACGGCAAGACGGUGAAACUGGUGUGUUCAAUAACUGGCAUGGCGCUGCCCAGACUGGUCAUUCGUAAGGUGGACAAGCAAGCAGCCUUGUUGAAUGCGGAUGACCCGGUGUCCCAGCUUCACAAGUGCGCCUUCUACCUAAAAGACACAGACAGAAUGUAUCUGUGUCUUUCACAGGAGCGGAUCAUCCAAUUCCAGGCGGCACCGUGUUCCAAAGAAGCUAACAAGGAGCUGGUCAGCGACGGGGCUUCCUGGACCAUCAUUAGCACCGACAAGGCGGAAUACACCUUCUGUGAGGGCAUGGGGCCUGUGCAAACACCCGUCACACCCGUCCCUGUGGUAGAAACUUUGCAGUUGAAUGGUGGAGGAGACGUGGCCAUGCUGGAGCUGACGGGACACAACUUCACACCGACUCUCAGAGUGUGGUUUGGAGAUGUAGAGGCCGACACCAUGUACAGGUGUGGAGAAAGCAUCCUGUGCGUGGUGCCGGACAUCUCUUCUUUCAGGGAAGGCUGGCGCUGGGUGCGACAGCCCGUCCAGGUCCCGGUCACGUUGGUCCGCAAUGAUGGGAUCAUCUAUUCCACAGCCCUGACCUUCACCUACACGCCUGAGCCCGGACCCCAGCCUCACUGCAGCGCUGCGGGGGCUAUUCUCCGCUCACACAGCACCUCUUCAUCAUCGCCUUCAUCUCUGCUGCGUUGGCCUCAGGGAUGCUCGCGGGCCCUGAAGCAGUAAAGACUGAAAUAAGCUGUCAUCAUUUCCUCCAAAGGGGCUGACGGACCUGUGAUUUUAAGAGCUCUUUUUUUCAGAGCAACUCCAAUCAGGACCAGCGCUGAGGAGCAGAGACACGUGAAAGCUGACGCUGUGUUGUAGCGCCCUCUGGUGGGGUGUGCUAUACAUUUUAUAAGAGGAUUUUUUUCUUCUGUUUUUCAAAGGUAAAUGUACAGUUUUAGCUGUUACAACAGAAAAGUACCUACAGUUUUGCUGACUUUUGUUAAUUUUGCUAAAAAUUUACUUCACUUUUGUGGACAAUAGAAAUGAUCCAGUUAAAACAGUGUUGAGAGAGAGAGGGAGCAUUUUUAUUUCAUUCAUAUUUGAUCUGAAAGGAUUUUGCUGAAGUAGCCAAAUCUAUUCUCACUAAAUAGUUUUUCCUUAUUAAGUGCCACAUUUGAACCACUUUUUUUAUCAGAUUAUGUGUAACCUGUGGUCUUCAGUUAAAUUCUUGGUGUGGCAAUAAAAAACAACAGGAUUUAUGGGCCACUUCAUGAAAUGAACACAUUUGUUUUUGUAUAGUUAACAAGUUUGAUCUGUGGGAACACCUACUCGUCUGUACCUUUUUCUAUGUGUUUAGUUUAAACCACCGGGAAACAUGAGAAUAGAGUUGCAAAAUUAAAAAAGUCUAAAUUGAGUGCCUAUGGAAUCCUAAAAUAUGAGAAAAAAGUGAGUCCUACGAGAAUAGUCGUACAAUCAUUGUACACUUUUGCCUUAUAGCAUCUCCUAUCCUAUUACUCCUUAAAGCAAUGUUUUAUAAUUAUAAAAUUAUUAUUUUUUUAUGUCUAAAGGUUGUGUUUGUGGACCAUCUGUGACCAAUGCAAAUCCUAAAGGUGGAACUAGCUUGGAAAUGUAAACAAACCUUGUUUUCUAGAUCUGCCAGGACUAGUUGUUGUCAUUUUCCUGUCGUUGUACAGCACAGCUGAUAUUUUCAGUAAUGCAAAUGGGUUGUUUUCAUAUUUGAUCAUUUGACAUUUAACGCUCCCUUUCAGCAGUUGAAGGUCCAAAAUGCUAAGCUAUAUUCCAACACAUGGCUUAAUGUUUUGUAGUUAUAUAUAAGUAUUCUUUUUAUUGCAUGAGCCAUCUUCAAAAAGCUUUUCUACACUGCACCCCAGUGGUCAGCCCAUGAAACUGCAGCCUUGUUUUUCUCCCCUCACAUUCUCAAGCGGGCCAAGCUUUGAUGUUGUGCUCAUCAGUGUGUCCCUGAAAGGUAUGAUGGGAGUUUGUGCCGGCCUGAGGUCAACUGUGAGCAGGAAUGAGCCCACCGUGCCAUCACUCUGGCAGCUUAACAGCUCUCAUGUUUAUGGGUCAAAUGCCCUUCCUCCUCUGGUGUAGUUUGUCUGUUGGUGCUCUCUCCAGAAAUAGCAUUCGUAAAGAAAGAUUAUGUUUCCUUGGGGGGUCUGUGGAAACAUUUUUCCAGAUUUUUAGUGGGAGAACAACAUUUUUUUAAUAAUUUUUUUUAUACAUGCUCAUUUGGGAAACAGUUACAUUGCAGCUUUGACCUUCCAAGAAACUGUUGCUCUUUGAUUAACUGAAGAGAAACAGCAGAGGUGUAUCAAAAGCUGACACUGUGAGAAACAGAUGCUCUAACACCAGGUCUUUGUGCUUCUUAUCUUUUCCUGGACUCCUACCUACAAACAAUAACCUUCACUUUUAUGACCAAAUGUUUUUAGCAGAAUGUGAACAAGUUAUAUAAAGUUGUACAAUUAAAAGCAUAAACAUUUCAACACUU
This is a messenger RNA of Oryzias latipes (Japanese medaka), 3432 nucleotides long. Its product is annotated as recombining binding protein suppressor of hairless. Gene Ontology annotation, biological process: regulation of transcription by RNA polymerase II. The record is from RefSeq and is a predicted model, not a curated record. Lineage: Eukaryota; Metazoa; Chordata; Actinopteri; Beloniformes; Adrianichthyidae. Gene Ontology annotation, molecular function: RNA polymerase II cis-regulatory region sequence-specific DNA binding; DNA-binding transcription activator activity, RNA polymerase II-specific. Gene Ontology annotation, cellular component: nucleus.